Messenger RNA from Gongylonema pulchrum, 597 nucleotides. The record is from the annotation of a GenBank genome assembly. NCBI's taxonomy places the organism in Eukaryota, Metazoa, Nematoda, Chromadorea, Rhabditida, Gongylonematidae.
AUGGGGGAGAGGGAGGGAGGUAUUGACCUUGACUUAAAGAAUCGUGGCUUGUGCUUGGGCAAUAGCGAUGAGAUCAGAGAUGUUCAUAAUAGUUUUGCACGUGCUCAGUUUCUUGAAAUGGAGAUCAAAGCACCUGAGAAGGAAGAUAAUUAUCAUUUCAUUACGUAUGUGCCCGUAGAUGGUCACGUUUACGAACUGGAUGGUCUUCGUGAAGCACCAAUUGAUCUGGGCGCAGUCAAUGGAGAAGCUGACUGGUACAGCGCUGGUGAAAUUCAUUUCAAUCUUAUGGCGGUUAUUUCGGAUCGAAAAAUGAAAUAUCAAAAGCGAUUGACCGAAUUAUCUGAGUCAACAAUGGAAACCGAGAGCCGAGAAGAGGAAAUGAAUCAUUUGCAAGCACUGAUUGCUGCCGAAGAAGAAAAAGAGAAGAUAUUUAAAGCUGAAAAUAUUCGUCGAUGUCAUAACUACAUACCGUUUAUUGUGGAGCUACUGAAAAUUCUUGCCAAAGAAGGCAAACUAGUGCCACUUGUGCAGCAGGCGCAAGAAAAAGCAAAUCGUAAAGCUGCCGAGAAAAAAGAAGAAACAAAAGCUAAUGCUUAA